GGGACAAACCCGGCCUAAUCAAGGGGUGCACGUCAGUAGGGCACGUUUCAACGCAAGACAUGGCGAGGCAAGGGAGUGCUGGUCGCGGCAAUCGUGGGGCUUUACUCCUCGGAAAGAAAUGCCACUUGCCAGGGAAGAGAACGCGGGUGUAGGGCUCGGUCAGAGUAACCAGCAAUGGUGGGGAGGGGCGCGGACAUCCCGUGGAGGACGGAUAUGCCACUUCCUGCUGCAAACAGCCCGCCAAAUCUCGAUCGCAUAUAAGAGCCGCGCGGAAACCAGUCGAGCUAAUUAGUGUACCGCAUCCACACGCUGGCCGCUCUGCGCAGAAGCUUCCACACCAUCAUGAACACGACCUUGUGCGCCGCUCUGCUCUUCCUCGGCUUCAUUGCAUUGGCCGAGUCGAUGCCCUCCUGUCCAGACUGCGUCGAGGUCGACUGCUCCGAGGAAGAAGACUGCGCCUACGGAGUCACGAGCGACAUGUGCGGCUGCUGCAGGGUCUGCGCCAGCGGACCUGGCGAAGAGUGCGGUGGCUACUGGAAUCACGGAGGUACCUGCGCCGAAGGACUCACCUGCAAACCCAACCUGAUGUUUCCCCAACUACCCGGACAGUGCGUGUACAAUAAGUGAACACCCAAGUCAUGCCCAACGCAGCGACGAGAUUCCAGCACGCGCAAGACACAGUGCGGUGGACAUUGUUUGUAAUGUUACAUGUGACAAAGACGACAUUGCACGACGUUACGCCACCACAUUACAUUUCUCAAGACGCAAAAUGGAGUAUAGUUACUGUAGGGAUCUGUAUGCGGUUGUUCACCACUCAGACACUUUUCUGACAGUACAGCUAAGGCAAAUAAUUCCACAAUACGUUCUGCUUUACCGAAACAGAGGGGAAGAAAACCACAGUUCAUCAACCAUACGCGAUAUAUUCAUGCUUUGCACCAACAGUCGUCACGGGAAGAGGUCGUUUUAUGCAUGUGGGAGCGCAACAAAUUUCUGCUCUGUGAGCAUUAUACACGUGUUUAACUUCGUUUGCCCUUACUCUAAACAGUACCUUGCAUGCUAGUCUGACACCUUUGCCCUUAAACAGUAUUUUGCAUGCUAGUUCGACUUCGACAGCACGUUAACGCUUUCCCGCCUAUGUAUGGUUCAGCGUUGAUUGCAGCUACAGGACCAAUUACACAGCCUGCCGUGUAAGUGUUCGGGACGGUGAAGCUGCGAACAGCUGAAAUUGCUCGCAUUCUAUGAGCCUGCAGGCAGAAAUUGAGGCACACAAUCUUCCCCAAUGUUUGCGUCGUGCAUUUUUCUACUUAUUUAUUUUCACCUUUAUCUUUCUACUUCUCUGUGCAGGCCGCAGAGUUUCAUUUUCUUUUUGGCUACGAUGAUCAGAAAACCUUUUAGGCCAGUGCUGUCAAAUAUUCAAACCUUGACAUGAGGCAGCUUUAAGGUUCUGAUGGCGAUGAGACGCCCCAGCCCGCUCAAGCACGUGGGCAUAAAGGGGUAAGCUUGGAAAAUACGCACACGACGCCAAUAAAAAAUUUAGCAAAUUUCAUGCGGUCUAUCAGCCAUUGUCAUAACGAAGCUGUGACAAAGACUCAAAACAGCGGCUGCACUAGUAAUCGGCUCGGUGUACGUGCUACGUACAAACUUGGCGUCAGGUGGUAGCUGCCGCCAUCUUAGUUGAGGUCAACAAAUGCAUAACGCCCUGGUGCAAUGUGAAAUGCUGUCUGCAGAUUGGCUGUAGCACACGUCCUCAAUCUUUCUGUAUGACAGCCCCAAGAUGAGGGCACCCAGAGCUCCAAACCUAAAACGAUCUGUUGCUGCACUCGGUGUUACAAUUUUUCGUGGCGAUCGGGCUAAGUUAUGAUGAUCCAUUCAAGGUCGACCAUUUAAAAUUUUUUUUUUCCGAAUGGCAAUUACUUGCAACGUGGUAUGACAAAAGCCUGCGCGCUAAGUUAAUGCUAAAACAGAGUGAAACACAACAGCAAUCAUGUUUCAUACUUAAUUUAUUACACAUCGUUUCAGCCCAUCAUAUUUUAAGGCUUAUUUAUGUGUAAAUAUACAAUUACUUGCCUGAGAAUGACAGAUGUACGCCAGACACUGACACAUUAUCACUAGAAUUACUUCACAGUUCACUUCAAAAGCACAGGACGCGGCCGAGCUUGCAAAAAGUAAUCGCGUUUUUCCAUGCUACUAGCUAUACUGUGCGCAUCAGAUGGGGCAUUGGGUAUACAUAUUGGCCCCAUUGUGCAUGCUAACUCUCUUAUGUACUCUUCUAUGCAUAUAUGUAUGUAACUUUACAUAUGUAAGUGUGGCCUGAACUUGAAUAAAGCCCUGAAUAAGUUAA
Messenger RNA from Dermacentor albipictus, 2341 nucleotides. It is a transcript of the gene cmpy, whose product is annotated as crimpy. Gene Ontology annotation, cellular component: extracellular region. Gene Ontology annotation, molecular function: insulin-like growth factor binding. NCBI's taxonomy places the organism in Eukaryota, Metazoa, Arthropoda, Arachnida, Ixodida, Ixodidae. Gene Ontology annotation, biological process: regulation of signal transduction; regulation of cell growth. The record is from RefSeq and is a predicted model, not a curated record.